AUGGAGGUGUGGUGGUGGAAGGAUAUAACCAGUCUGCCCUCUCUUUUGCUUCUCUCCACCUGCUGCCUCCUUGCCAGCUGUGAGCAGAACCCUGAACUUCAUGUAGUUGUGGUAGCAAGAUACUCUGUCACAGUUGGAUCUUUCACCCUGAGAUCCCACUGUCCACCUGAGUCUCAGCACAGUGAAGUGGAAAUUCCUGAUACCAGUGACCAUUUGGGACAGUUGGAUGAACCUGAUAGCCCUAUUCCCACACCAAAAGGUUACUUUUUGAAUUUUUUGGAACCAGUAAACAAUAUCACCAUAGUCCAGGGCCAGACAGCAAUUCUUUACUGCAAAGUGGCAGGAAAUCCAUCUCCAAACAUUAGAUGGCUAAAGAAUGAUGCACCUGUGGUUCAGGAGCCACGUAGGAUCAUCAUCAGGAAAACAGACUAUGGAUCUCGUUUAAGAAUACAAGAUCUGGAUACUACAGACACUGGAUACUACCAGUGUGUGGCUACCAAUGGAAUGAAGACUAUCACAGCAACUGGAGUCCUUUUUGUGAGACUUGGUCCAACACACAGCCCAAAUCAUAAUUUUCAGGAUGAUUAUCAUGAAGAUGGGUUUUGCCAGCCCUACAGGGGGAUUGCCUGUGCACGAUUCAUUGGAAAUAGGACUAUUUUUGUAGAUUCCCUGCAGAUGCAAGGAGAAAUGGAAAACCGAAUUACAGCUGCAUUCACCAUGAUUGGCACUUCCACUCAUUUAUCUGAUCAGUGUUCCCAGUUUGCCAUUCCAUCUUUCUGCCACUUUGUAUUUCCACUGUGUGAUGAGUGGUCCAGGACUCCCAAACGUAGGGAGCUGUGCCGAGAUGAAUGUGAAGUGUUGGAGAAUGAUCUGUGCCGGCAGGAAUAUAACAUUGCCCGCUCGAAUCCCCUCAUCCUCAUGCAGUUCCAGCUGCCCAAGUGUGAGGAUUUACCAUUACCUGAAAGCAUAGAGGCUGCCAACUGCAUGAGGAUCGGCAUCCCUGUGGAGCGGCUCAAUCGAUAUCACCAAUGCUACAAUGGCUCUGGAUCAGAUUAUAGAGGAACUAUCAGCACCACUCAAUCAGGUCAUCAGUGCCAAGCCUGGAAUGCUCAAUAUCCACAUAGUCAUCACCUAUCAAACAUGGAUUUCCCAGAAAUAGCAGGGGGGCAUGCCUAUUGCCGAAAUCCUGGAGGACAAAUGGAAGGUCCCUGGUGUUUUACACAGAAUAAAAACGUACGCAUGGAACUGUGUGACAUACCUUCUUGUAGUCCCCAGGACAGCAGCAAAAUGGGAAUCCUCUACAUCUUGGUCCCUAGCAUUGCAAUACCGUUGGUCAUUGCAUGUCUUUUCUUCUUGGUCUGUAUGUGUAGAAAUAAACAAAAAGCAUCUGGUGCCACACCACAGCGACGCCAGCUAAUGGCAUCCCCAAGCCAGGACAUGGAAAUGCCACUUAUUAAUCAGCACAAACAGGCCAAACUCAAGGAGAUCAACCUCUCUUCUAUAAGGUUCAUGGAAGAGCUAGGAGAAGACAGAUUUGGGAAAGUCUACAAGGGUCACCUCUUUGGUACAACACCAGGGGAGCAGACACAAAUCAUAGCUAUUAAAACACUUAAAGACAAAGCAGAAGUACCUCUCCGAGAAGAAUUUAAACAUGAAGCCAUGAUGAGAUCAAGGCUGCAACAUCCAAAUAUCGUAUGUUUGUUGGGAAUCAUGACCAAAGAACAACCUAUCAGCAUGAUUUUUGGUUAUUGUUCCCAUAGUGACCUUCAUGAAUUCUUAGUCAUGAGAUCUCCCCAUUCAGAUGUGGGAAGCACUGAUGAUGAAAAGACAGUUAAAUCGACGUUAGAACCAGCAGACUUUUUUCAUAUCGUAGUACAAGUAGCUGCAGGUAUGGAGUACCUUUCUAGCCACCAUGUUGUCCAUAAAGACUUGGCAACCAGAAACAUACUUGUAUUUGAUAAGCUCAGUGUAAAAAUAUCAGACUUGGGUCUUUUUAGGGAAGUUUAUUCUGCUGAUUACUACAAACUGAUAGGAAAUUCUCCCCUCCCUAUCCGUUGGAUGUCCCCUGAGGCAAUUAUGUAUGGCAAAUUUUCCAUUGAUUCUGAUAUAUGGUCCUAUGGAGUGGUGUUGUGGGAGAUCUUCAGCUAUGGCCUACAGCCAUAUUGUGGAUAUUCUAACCAGGAUGUUAUUGAGAUGAUAAGGAAUCGGCAAAUUUUGCCCUGUCCUGAUGAUUGUCCUGCUUGGGUGUAUACCUUGAUGAUAGAAUGUUGGAAUGAAUUUCCCAACAGAAGACCAAAAUUUAAAGACAUACAUAAUAGGCUGAGGACAUGGGGGAAUCUUUCUAAUUACAAUAGUUCAGCCCAAACAUCUGGGGCAAGUAAUACCACACAGACAAGUUCUCUUAGCACAAGCCCAGUGAGCAAUGUCAGCAAUGCUAGAUACAUUGGACCCAAGCAGAAAACUCAGUCUUUCCCUCAGCCCCAGUUCAUUCCAGUGAAAGGGCAAAUAAGACCUUUGGUCCCACCUCCUCAGCUCUAUAUACCUGUAAAUGGUUAUCAGCCAAUGCCACCUUAUGGUGCUUAUUUGCCGAAUUUUUACCCAGUCCAAAUCCCAAUGCAAAUGGCCCCUCAACAGAUGCCUUCCCAGAUGAUUCCCAAGCCAGGAUCUCACCACAGUGGCAGUGGUUCUACAAGCACAGGCUAUGUAACAACAGCCCCCUCUAACACAUCUGUAGCUGACAGGGCAGCUCUUCUUUCAGAGGGAACUGAUGAUGCUCUCAAUACAGUGGAAGAUAUAGCUCAGAAUCCUGUCCAGGAAGAAGAAGAAGAAGAAGGCUCUGUUCCUGAAACAGAAUUACUAGGUGACAAUGACACGCAUCUGCAGAUGGAUGAAGCAGAAAUUCUCUCAGAAGCUUAGGGUCUAAACAGGAAACAGAACUAAAUACUUAUUGGGAGUUGUACAAAGAGAAUGAAAAAAAUGGUCAAAGCAAGCACUAUCAGAAGAAGCCAGGAUUUCAGAGAGAGAAUGAGAAUAAACAUCCAGAAUAGCAACAGCAGCAGCAUCUAUACUACAGAGGAAAUAACAGCAAAAAAGGACUAUUCAACUGAUGUCGAAUGCUGUAGGAUAUGGAAUCUAUCACUUAAACAAAGUACCAAUAAAAAGCUAAGGCAGAAAAGAUGAGCAAACAGAAGAAAACACAAAACAAUGAAGAAAAAUCUAUCAAUCAGACAAAACCCAAGAAGUAAAUACAGAAGGUCAAUUCCAUAACAAGUGUAAGCAGAGCCUUAGAGGAAAAAAAUACGUGGCCACAAGAACAAGAGUGGUUAGAAGAAAUAAUGCAAAAGAUAAAAAAAAUGAAAUUAUAAUUGAAAUAUGAGUUCUGGAGGAAAAAUUCUCUCAAAAAGAAAAUAAACAGCAUAGACUAUCUCUCCUUCCCUGAAAAAUAAAGUAGAGGAUCUUGUGACUACAUGAAACACAUAAGUAUAAGAAGAAAAUGAAAAAACUUUAAAAGUUGGAAGAAAAUAAAAAACAAUUGAUCUGGAAACAGGACAAAGAAAAAUCAUUUAAGAAUCAUUGGGCUUGUUUCAUAGGGAUAUAUUAUGGUAAGAUGGUAGCAUGUUAGGACCUAGAGGAGACCAGGUUCUCCACAGUCAUCUCAGCAAAACUCUUAAAAGGCACCCAAGUAAACAGUGAUAAAAAAAAAACCACAUAACUGGUUAUAAACUCCAUUUAGUUUCUGUACAAAAAGCAUGUUAUAGUGUUUCCUUGCAAGAAUUCCUUCAUGGCACUUUUCAGGAAAUGUUUUUUUCUCAAAAGUAAAAAAAAAUUGGGGGAAAGUAUAUAAUGGUAAUUACAGAGAUUCAUUAAUUAGAUAACAAAUGAGAAUAUUUGUGAAAAGUAUUUUAACACAGUAAAAGUGUUUACACAUAGUACGUGACAUAUAAAGUGUUUAUUCCUUUCUUCUUUCUCCUAUAAUUCUCCCAUUAGAAUUAAUUAUUAACAAUUAAUAUAGAGGAAUUGCCAUUUUGAAAGAAUCUACAGACAACGAGCCAAAAGUUA
Messenger RNA from Gracilinanus agilis (Agile Gracile Mouse Opossum), 4059 nucleotides. It is a transcript of the gene ROR2, whose product is annotated as receptor tyrosine kinase like orphan receptor 2. Gene Ontology annotation, molecular function: transmembrane receptor protein tyrosine kinase activity; protein binding; ATP binding. The transcript has 10 exons. The record is from RefSeq and is a predicted model, not a curated record. Gene Ontology annotation, cellular component: signaling receptor complex. Gene Ontology annotation, biological process: cell surface receptor protein tyrosine kinase signaling pathway; positive regulation of kinase activity; multicellular organism development. NCBI's taxonomy places the organism in Eukaryota, Metazoa, Chordata, Mammalia, Didelphimorphia, Didelphidae. Bases 1 to 2916 code for a protein of 971 amino acids.